AGCACUGCAGAGGUGCAUCAAAGCCUUCUCCUUGCAGCCCAGCAUCCUCAGAAGGUGUGUCAGCUGCACCAUGAAAUCACAGCCUGCAGGAAUUGCCCCACUCUCCAGUAAUGGUUGUGCUCCAGAAGGAACAGAAAUGUGUUGGGACUUUGUUUACCCUUGGGAUUGAGCACCUCUGGUUACCUGGGCAAUCUCUGCAGCUCCAUGCCCAGAGCCCACAUGAUGACACUUGGUCCUGAGGAGCUCCUGGUGGCACCCAGCCUUCUCCUGCCUGUCAGUGUGCCUGCCCUGGCACACCUGGUGCUUGGUUUUUCCUCAAAGAGACGCUCCCCUGCCACCCUGCCCUUGCUCUCUGAGUUUACUGCAGAGUUAAACUGGCUUGCUCCAGCUCGGCAUGGUGUGCCAGCGUGCUGUGCUGUGCAAAUCUCACUCUGGCUGGCUGUGACAUCACCUGCAGUUUAUUUCAGGUGCUCUGAAGUGAAAAAAAUACCCACAGUCCACGGCCAAGAGCACUGGGUGAAGCCCGAGGAAAGAUGGACACAGUGAUGCAGCCGAGGCACCGAGAGGAUUCCCGUCCUGUGAAGUGUGACAAACCUGGGACAAGCCAGGGUGACAAAGCUGCCGGGCGGGGCUGCCAUGCCAUGCCAGUGCACUCAGCUGCCUGCAGGCUGCACUGCCACCCCACCGAUGGCACUGCCACCCCAGCCUGGACAGGCACACACGGGAGGCAAUGAUGCUGGCUUAUCUAGAGCUGAUAACACCGCCAGCAUCAGGGAGAGGUCCCUGUGUGACCCUGCAGGAGCCGCUCUGGCAGCCACACUCGCACCACCAAAAUCCCCUGGCAGCCACCCCACACUCACACAGGCACCCCUGCUUUCCUCACCAGCUCAACACAAGGUUUCCUGUGGCAUCUCAGAUGUCUUUUAGAAGCUGCCAUCUACAAGAGCUCAAGCUGGAGCUGGCACUGCUGAGCACGGCUGGCACUGAAUGUGUUCAUCAAUUCUGUGUUCAUCCUGCCCAGGCAGCACAUCCCUCUGCUCUCAGGAAACCUGCAUGGCCACUUCCUACCCCUGGGCUCUGCUCUUUCAGGAUUUGUGAUGUCUGUGCAUCUGUGUUCUGCUUUCCUUAACAGGCAGUUAUGUAUUGUGCCUGGAUGGAUGGCAUGAAUUGGUACCAGGGACGACUGAGAGAGGCUCUCAUGGCUGGGAGAAGGCUGGCCUGGUGAUUAUCUCCUUGCAGAAGUUUGGUGUCCCUCCUUGUAGCCCUCACAGAACUCUUCAAAGCCAUUCCUGACCCACAUUCAGGAUCUCUUUCAAGAAGUGACAUUGUGGCACUCAUGGAAGUGAGUGAAAUCUGUCUUAGGAUGUUUCCUUCAGGUUUGUGAAGACUUCAGGAAAUCCACUCCAGGUGAAUACAAGAAAAAUUGUGGGAAGCCUGUAGAUUGCACACUGUGCUGUAAUGUGCACCAGUGCAUUGGGAUCUGGCAUCCAACUCCUGACUUCAGCAUUUGAAGACUAAUUGUUGAAGGGAAAACCUGAAUAGUCUGGAGAAAUAAAUGAAAAUGGAGAUUUGUACUUGAAGAAGUCUUGAUUUGCAAAUCUGGGAGAAAUUAUGUUUACAGAAGGAAUUCAGAAGUAUUGUUUUAUAUGUUAGGUACUGUACUAAUAAAGUGUCCCUUGUAAAUACCAAAAACACGACCCUCAGCUAUUAGAGAGACAAGGAAAAUAACCUUGAGGGUAGCUUUAUCUCCAGCAUCAACUGCACGCCCAGAUGUUUCUUUUCCAUCUCUUACCCUUCAGCAUUGAUUUAUGCAACUUUUCAGAAGAUUAGGUCAGAAAGGAGGUGUGAAAAAAAGAUAAUAAAGAAUGAUUUCGUUUUCUUCAAGAUGAAAGCCACCUGAAUUCCAAUCACUUAUAGUACUGUUUUCAUUGUUGUACACCAGACUUGUGUCUGGAUGACAUUUUGCUGUAACAAUGAUGUGAUAGAUGUGAUGUGAUGUGAUGCAAAAUCUUCCAUAGGAGAGUACCUCAUCUACUGUGUCAGCUGAAGUUUCCAACAAUUAAUUUUCAACAAGUUAAUUCAGUGUUUGACCAAAGUAUGAAAAAUUCUAUUUUAUCAACAAAAGUGAGCAUCUUUCUUCAUUGUCCCGGAAAGAUUCCACUGGAAGGUGAAAUCAGAGCAGAGGAUGACUCAGUACAACCAUUCAGCACAGUUCUCUCUCCAGAGCUCAGCAAAUAAAUCAUUAAAUGUCACUGAAACACCUCUGUCUUGGGAUGAAAGGACACUCUUGGGGCUGAAGAUUUCCCUGUCAAUCCUUCUGGCUGUUAUAACUUUGGCAACGAUCCUUGCAAAUGUUUUUGUUGUUAUUACCAUUUUUCUGACUAGAAAGCUCCACACUCCUGCAAAUUACCUCAUUGGCUCCUUGGCAGUGACUGAUCUCUUGGUGUCUGUGCUGGUGAUGCCCGUCAGCAUCGCCUACACUGUCACCCACACGUGGGCCUUUGGCCAGCUGCUGUGUGACAUCUGGCUGUCAUCAGACAUCACGUGCUGCACGGCCUCCAUCCUGCACCUCUGUGUCAUUGCCCUGGACAGGUACUGGGCUAUCACAGACGCUCUGGAGUACACCAAACGCCGCACUGCUGGCCGGGCAGCCCUCAUGAUAGCCGUGGUCUGGAUGAUAUCUAUCAGUAUCUCCGUGCCACCGUUUUUCUGGAGGCAAGUGAAAGCUCAUGAAGAAAUUGCAAAGUGCGCUGUAAACACAGAGCAAAUUUCCUACACGAUUUAUUCUACUUGUGGAGCUUUCUACAUCCCAACCGUGCUCCUCCUGAUAUUGUAUGGGAGAAUUUAUGUAGCAGCUCGAUCCAGGAUUCUGAAGCCACCCUCGUUAUAUGGCAAACGUUUCACUACUGCACACCUGAUCACUGGUUCUGCAGGCUCUUCCCUCUGCUCCAUUAAUGCUAGCCUCCAUGAAGGGCAUGCCCAUUCAGGUGCAUCCCCAAUAUUUCUCGGUCAUGUUAAAAUAAAACUUGCAGAUAGUGCGCUGGAAAGGAAAAGAAUUUCUGCUGCGAGAGAAAGGAAAGCUACCAAAACUUUAGGCAUUAUUCUGGGAGCUUUCAUUAUCUGCUGGCUGCCUUUUUUUGUCAUAUCCCUAGUCCUGCCAAUCUGCCAAGAUGCCUGUUGGUUUCAUCCCAUCCUACUGGACUUUUUUACCUGGUUGGGUUACCUAAACUCAUUAAUUAAUCCAGUAAUUUAUACAGCUUUUAAUGAAGAAUUUAAACAGGCUUUCCAAAAAAUAAUACUUUUCAAAAAGUCUUCCUCUUGAGACUCUCCUCCUGUGUAAGUGACCCUUGUGCAAUCUCACAGCCUACCUGAAACUGUCCAUGCUUUUAUUCCUAAGGAACAGAGUGGUAAUUGCCAUCUCUGCUGCUACCCUGUUCUGUGCAUGUAACUGGGAAUUUCUUGCCAAUUUGAUAUUUUCUGUCUGGGAUUGUACAUGCCAUCACAGAACUUGUCCAUGGUCUCUGCAGUGAUCAUGUGUGUAUGUAAGAUCAAUGACACAUGAAAUAAGCUUUGCAGCCAGGCAAGGUGUGUGAACCAGGGAGUUUGUCUCGUGGGAUGAGGUGACACAUUACCCUGAUGGGAGGAAAUUGUGUGUGUAUUUACAAGACCUUAGUAUUUCUGCUGUAUAUUAUUAUCCAUUUAUGUCAGCUGAGAGAAAUUCUGGAGAGCAGGAUCUGAUACUUGUAUUUUCUACAGCAUGUAUCUUACCCAUGUGAAGCUGAUAAAACCUGUAGCUCUUUCAGAUGUGUGACACAGCCUGACUAUAAUCAGCAGCAGGGCAGAGCAGCAUAGCACAGAUGUAAGUUGUGUGGAUAUUUCACAAAUGCUGCAUCUGAAGCUAUACUUUUGGUGAAGUGUAGAAAGGAGACAAUUUAGUUGAAUUGGUUAUUACAUUUUAUCAUUAAUAGAACAGCCAGUAAAGAAAUGCUACAAAAUAAAUAGCAUGAAAAUGA
Messenger RNA from Passer montanus (Eurasian tree sparrow), 4013 nucleotides. It is a transcript of the gene HTR1D, whose product is annotated as 5-hydroxytryptamine receptor 1D. Gene Ontology annotation, biological process: chemical synaptic transmission; smooth muscle contraction; regulation of behavior. The record is from RefSeq and is a predicted model, not a curated record. The transcript has 2 exons. Gene Ontology annotation, cellular component: plasma membrane; dendrite. Lineage: Eukaryota; Metazoa; Chordata; Aves; Passeriformes; Passeridae. Gene Ontology annotation, molecular function: G protein-coupled serotonin receptor activity; neurotransmitter receptor activity. The coding region runs from base 2186 to 3322 and encodes 378 amino acids.